Messenger RNA from Emericellopsis atlantica, 1421 nucleotides. RefSeq lists its product as uncharacterized. NCBI's taxonomy places the organism in Eukaryota, Fungi, Ascomycota, Sordariomycetes, Hypocreales, Bionectriaceae. The record is from RefSeq and is a predicted model, not a curated record. The coding region runs from base 413 to 1030 and encodes 205 amino acids. The transcript has 3 exons.
AUUGCAUUGCAGACUGGUUUUUAUACAUGCCUCAUGAAAACCAAGCCAAAAAACCACCAAUGCAGUCAAUAUGGCUGAAUAGCUGGCACGGCGUCCGGUGCUAUUAUUCCGUGAUUCACGAUCGUAAGCUUGUGCAUCGCCGAUGCAAGGGGUCCUGCGCAAGAUCGUGAGCGAGCACCACUGUGGAUCGGACAACCAUGGUACCAGAUAAUUGUGCUCUUCACAAUCGAAUAAUCCCCAAUUCACCUACCUACUACAGCCUACAUCUGUCGAUGAUGGAAUGAUAUUGCGAGCUGAGGUAAUCCUCCAGAGGACUUGACUUUAAAACAAUUCCCGACCAUUGUUCACACUCUUGACUUUCAAUAUUCGCCGUUGAUACUAUCCUGGAACAAUCACACACAUCAACUCAACCAUGUCUUUCUCCAAUACUUCCACCGGCGACAAGCCCGCCGACCCUUACAAGCAGGCGAACGCUGAAGAGCCCGACCUGAAGACCAAGAUCGAUGAGCUCGUGGAGUUCAUGACUAGAACCAAGUUUGGCAUGAUGACCACUCACGAUUCAUCAAGCCAGAACCUGGUGUCGCGCGCCAUGGCCCUUGCCGCCACUGAAACCCAGGGCAUCGAUCUUCUCUUCCACACCAACACCGAGUCUGGGAAGACCGACGACCUGAGCGCUGACCCGCACGUCAACAUGUCCUUCAUUGACUCCUCUGGCCAGUGGGCCUCGAUCGCCGGCAACGCCAGCGUCGUGACGGACCGCGACUAUGUCAAGAAGCACUACAGCCCUGCACUCAAGGCAUGGCUAGGCGACCUGGGCGAUGGCACUCACGAUGGCUCUGAGAACGACCCUCGCAUCGGUAUCAUCCGUAUCAAGAUGAGCACUGCCACGUAUUCUGUUACACACAAGAACUUUGUCGCGCGUGCUGCCGAGGUGGCUACGGGCGCCGUGACGGGCAAGCCCGCGUCUGUAAACGCGUUGAGGGAGAUUUCGGCUCAGGAGGUCGAGCAAUGGAGGAAGGUGUCUUCUUGAGGACGAGACGAUGUUAUGAGUUUAUGAGCCAUGGCGCCCCUGGUAAUCUCGCCUAAUGAAAGGAACAUUAUUUGCUUGCCGUGCCCGUCUUGGCCAUGCCGAGAUGAAGUGCGGCUCUAGUUAAGAUGUUGGCAAGUGCGUUGAUGUUCUCAAAUGGCGUGAUGGUUUCUCUGACUUGCAGUGCGCUCGUAUGUUGGUGUUCGUGGGACACUUGUAGUUUGGGGGAAAGUGUUGAAACGUUGGCGGCCGGUGCAAACGCCAAUGAUCCGCAUCAAGAGCCGAGGAGGUGAUGCCGGCACGCAACUAACUCAUCAAGACCUCAACACUCACGAGGUUGAUGAAUCCUGUGCCUCAUCAAGCUCUGGCUGGAGUUAAUAAAAUAUUUGGAGCG